UAUUUAAAAAAUGUACUUUUGCGCAUUUAAAGACCAUUACAAUUAUUGCCAAGAUGGCUUUAAUAACCCAGAAGCACUAUUUUUACACACUCAGAUUUAUCACAUCAACUUGACAAAUUACACUUGUGGCCAGGUUGGUUGCGAGAGAACGUUUCAACGAUUAGACUCCUUUAAACGUCAUAUAAGGAACAUUCAUUCUCAUCAGCCGCAGAAUCCUUUACCUAACAUUUGUGCAGAAUUAUUAAAUGUAGAGCAGCCUUUAAUGGAUGUAGACUUAGUUGAAGACGUUGACUUACUUGAAGAAGACCCCUUACCACCACAACAUGAACCGAUUAACGAUUUACCGCAUAUUGGCAAUCAAUUAAAAAGAAUAACGUACAAAUAUUUGUCAAAAUUGCAUGUUGACAAAAGUCUGUCCCGUACAGCUAUUCAAAGGAUUAUCGAAAGUACCUCCGAGUUACUAUCUACUGUUGGAACCAUGUUAGAAAAUGAUGUAACUGCAACUGUUGAUACUCAGGAUAAUCUUCGAGAUAUUGUCUCUUUCUUAAAGAGUCCAUUUUCUAAAAAUGCAACAGAAUAUAAGAGGAUACAAUUGAUGGAAAAAACAGGAUUUUAUGUAGCUCCUAGAAAAAUAUUCAUUCGCCAAAGAAUCGAUGACAUAGUUGUCGACGGUACAAUUGUGAGAGUGCCGGUUGAAGUCACCAUAACGUUUGUGCCUUUACGGAUACUAUUCAAAACUAUUUUUAGUUCACCGAGAAUUUUUCAAAUUGCAAAUACAUAUAUGCAUCAGCAGAAUCAUCCUGAUAUAAUUGACGAUACAAUUCACACCUCUUCUUGGAAAACUAAACAGCGUCAAUUCUUUUCAGAUGAUAAAUUCGUAAUUCCUUUAUAUAUGUACUAUGAUGAAUUCGAAUGUAAUAAUCCAACCGGUUCUCAUACUGGAAUUCACAAAAUAAGUGCGGUUUAUGUAAGUCUUCGAUGUUUUCCAUUAGAAUUCCAAUCUCAAUUGAAUAGCAUUUUUGUAGCACUGCUUGCUCAUUACCAAGAUGUUGCAUCCGAAGGAAACGAAAUUUUUCGCGUCAUAGUUCAGGAACUAAUAUUUCUCGAAUCUGAAGGAAUCUCUGUUGAUCGAGGCAAUGGAGUAUCGCAAAAGAUUUAUUUUUCAUUGGCCAUGAUACUCGGUGAUAAUGCUGGUUUAAAUUCUAUUCUUGGUUAUUCAAGUUGUUCGAGUAAUUUUUUCUGUCGUAUCUGCAAGGGGCAUAAGCGCGACUUAUUGACAUGUAAUGAAGAAAAUGAACAUUUGCUACGCACCUUAGAAAAUUAUAAUGACGAUCUUAUAACUGACGAUUACAGAUUGACCGGGAUAAAAGAAAACUCAAUUUUUAACGAAAUUCCGUCAUUUCACGUCGUUAACAAUAAUGCUGUCGAUAUAAUGCACGACUUACUCGAAGGAGUGUGUAAAUAUGACAUGAUUCUUAUAAUAAACUAUUACACGACAGUUCGCAUGAUAUCUUUACAUACCAUAAAUUCUUGUAUUCAGUCUUUUAAUUAUGGAUACAUCGAAUCCGGUAAUAAGCCGCCAGUAAUAACUCAAGAUGCAUUAAGAAAGAAAAAUAUUAACAUUAAAGCCGCGGAAAUGAUGUGCCUUGUGCGAAAUUUUGGACUCAUGAUUGGGCAUCUUAUCCCGGAAGGCGAUAACGUAUGGUCACUGUAUACUACUUUGUGCAACAUAAUGGAUAUUGUUCUCGCGCCAUCUUAUCAAGUUGGUACGCACAAUUUAUUAAAAGUUCUCAUAAAGGAACAUCAUGAACUAUACGUCGACAUUUGUAGGCUAGUUCCGUGCUAUCAGGCUGAAUAUAACCUUACACCGAAAUUUCAUUUUAUGGUGCACUAUUGGCGCAUUAUCCAUAACUAUGGUCCUCUACGUAACUUCUGGUGCAUGAGAUUUGAAGGAAAACACAAAACAGGGUUACAAGUGGCUCGAAACUCCGCGA
Messenger RNA from Temnothorax curvispinosus, 1994 nucleotides. RefSeq lists its product as uncharacterized. The record is from RefSeq and is a predicted model, not a curated record. The annotation marks the transcript as partial. The transcript has a single exon. NCBI's taxonomy places the organism in Eukaryota, Metazoa, Arthropoda, Insecta, Hymenoptera, Formicidae.